CUACUGUGGCACGAGCAGUAUGCAGUACAUUUUACGUGAAUGUACGCAUAUCAAUCAAAUUAAAACGUCCGAAACUACUUCUGAAUUAAUUCAUCCCCUAACCAAGUCUAUUAUUGCAAUCCUAACAACGACAUCGAGCGUGAAAUAAGGAAGUAACUUGAUGAUAUGCCCAUUUUAAAGAUGACGCAUAACUUCAUGUAGUCAGUGUGUUGUCAUGGUAACGUGUCAAACGAGUUCAGGAAUGGCGAGCUUGAUGGGAGAAACUUUGUUUGAGAUCAGUGGACAGGCUCCUGCACCUUUAAAGGACUACUUUAACUUUGAAAUUUCACAAUCUGAGGUAAUUUGGAGAUGGUGGAAGAUUUCUUUGAGAUUAAACUCCAGGAAUACAAAACCAGGAGAACUGAGACAAUCACACGAAGACUACCUAGAAGACAGCCGCCUGCAAAGUCAGGUGGCCAUGGUGUUUGGUCCUCACAUCUUACAGUACUCCAAACAAUUAUGCCAGGGACAAUACGAUUACAUUGUACGUCUCCCCAACUCUUUACUAUUCAACAUCAUGACACGUUUGAACCUCGAAGAUCUUGAAGGCCUUUCACGCACCUGCCACAGGUUUAGAGAGCUUUGCAAUUCAGAGGAGUUUUGGGAGCAGACAGUGAGAAAUCAAUGGGGUGCUCUCACUCCCUCCAUGGAAGAUUUGGCUAAGGAUGUUGGCUGGAGGACAGUUUUCUUUACCAACAAGCUGCAUCUGCAGAUGCAAAUUAGCCGGCGGAAGCAAAAGGAGAAUCAGCCCAGUGAGGAUGAAGAAAAACAGACUUGCCCUUCACUACCUUUGGAGGAAGGUUUGAGCUGAAGACCUUGUUAAGAGCUUUUAUUUGGUCCGAGUCAAAAGUCGAAUUUCAUUUCAACAUAGAAUACCACUUUGCACCACGUACAUUUGUUGUACAUAUAGCCAUUUAGACUGUUUUAAUUUGGAUAAAUCUAGAAAGGUUUUAACAUUAUUACUAAUUUGGAGACAAAAUAUUGCUACUUUCCUCUACGUUUCACCCUGGCAUGUUUAUGCACUCUGUAAUGUUACAUUUAAUACAUUAUAUUACAGACAAAAUGUCUCUCAGCAUGUUAAAAGGCAAAAAAUUUUACUGUAAUGAGCUGAUAGUCUCCCACUGUUUUCAGCCUAUAAUUAGGUUUGUGAUUUAAAGGUUAUGUUUUGCCAUUUUGUUCUUUUCAUUACUGUCAAUUGUCCUGUCUUGAUUGAUAAAAAUUAAUUUAAUAAAACUCUAUUCUAUUUUUA
This is a messenger RNA of Misgurnus anguillicaudatus (oriental weatherfish), 1288 nucleotides long. RefSeq names its product F-box protein 36b (gene fbxo36b). Gene Ontology annotation, molecular function: protein binding. The record is from RefSeq and is a predicted model, not a curated record. NCBI's taxonomy places the organism in Eukaryota, Metazoa, Chordata, Actinopteri, Cypriniformes, Cobitidae.